UUUUUUUUCAAUGAUAAAAUCACCUCCAAUAGAGUGCUGACAGGCUUACAACACUACAUUUGGGUUGGGGGGGGGGUGACUGUGUUGUGUACAUAUGUGAAAAUUUACUACUUGUAGAUCUACUGGAGUCAGUGGAGAGGUGGGUGCAGGCAGAAGCAUAUUCAGAAUGAAGACUCAAAAUUGAUUAUUCCCAAGAGGAGUUAAAACCUCAAUUGUUUCAUGACAUUGGCGACAAUUUCUUAAUUACAAACCAGUAGAACUUGAUAUUUGGGGUUAACAAACUCAAAUAUCAUUUGGCAAUCUUUCUAAUCUAACAAGUUACCAAUUUGCACCAAUUUUGUAAAUGCUGCCAAUUGAGGAUUCACAUUAUUUCAGUUUGCACUUGAAAUAAUUCCUAUGAGCCACUCAGCCAUUCAUGAGGGCUAAUUUUUUCAGAAAAAAAACCCCUCUCUUUUUGUACAUAUUUCAGAAUUUUAGAAAACCUGAUUGAAUUGUAUCAGAUGUGGUCUGCUACUCAAUGGGUGAAAUUGAAGCAUAUAAAUGGAAAAAAAAGUGGAUUGAAACAUAAAGAGAAGGUGAGAAAAUAGUGGCAAUUGAAAGUAGGCAUUUGGAACAUGACCACUACACUAUAACCGUGCUCAUUGAAAAGAGAGAUAAUGUAAGUGGUAGAAAUUUAAAAUGUACAUUUUUUUUUCUUUCAGUUGCACUGUGUCAUUGGAGGAGAAAAACCAAGAAGUCGCGGAUCAGGAAAGCGUGAUAGAAGCACAAUGCGGUCAUCGUGUCCUGUCAUGCUAAAGUUGCUGGCUUCCGUGGAUGGGAAGAAACUUCGCUUAUCGUCCAUGGUAUCAGAGCAUAAUCAUGAGGUGUCAGAGGCACUGUUUCGCCACCUGCCUCAGCAGAGGAAACUGUCUGAUGAUGAGAGGGAGGAAGUAAUGGGAUUUCUUGCAAUGGAUGCCAACAAGAAACUCAUUCAAGAGAGAAUGCAGAGCAAAACUGGGAAGGUCAUUGUGCUUCGAGAUUUAACAAACAUUGCUGCUAAGGUGAAGUGUAGAGAACAAGAUGCAGCCACCAUUGUGCGGACACUCCGUGAAAAAUAUGGUUAGUAACUUGCCUUUCUGUCAGCAUCUACUGGUGGGGGUCGAGCUGAAAAAGAAAUUAGGAAAGGAAUAGCCACUUUCUUCCAAGGUAGAAAAAACAGUUAAAACCAGAACUGGAAUCAACUGGUACCAGUACAAGUUGCCUUUCUGGUCCUCAAUUUUUUUUUUUUUUUUUACCUGGGUUCCUUCCUUCCUUUCUCUCUUUCUCUCUUUAUCUCUCUUUCUUUUUCUGUUUCUUUUCUUUCUUCGAUAUGAGGAAGGAAUGGCAAUUUAGCAUCACCAGAAUCCUUUUAUUGUUAUAUUACAGGUGCGACAACAGAAGUCCUGAAAGACAAGAGCAAUCAACUCACUGGCCUAUUCUUUCAAGAUCCGGAUAUGCAUCGAAUCUAUCAGGCCUAUCCGGAACUUAUCUGCGUAGAUGCAACAUACAAACUAAACAACCUCAGGAUGCCUCUCUACCUGAUUCUUGUGGAAGAUGGUAACGGUAAAAGUGAAAUAGCAGCGGCAGCAAUUCUUGCGAGUGAAAACAGAGAGAGCUUGAAAUGGCUGUUUGAAAGUUUCAAGAAACACAAUGAA
Molecule: messenger RNA, 1673 nt
Organism: Lytechinus variegatus (green sea urchin)
Lineage: Eukaryota; Metazoa; Echinodermata; Echinoidea; Temnopleuroida; Toxopneustidae
Exons: 4
Coding region: 768-1103 (111 amino acids)
Source: RefSeq, a predicted model, not a curated record